AUGUCGCAAAGAAAGAACACUUCGCCUAUCGCCGAGUACUGGUGUACGGUCUGUGAGAAGCACAAUAAAAGAAUGGAAGCCGUCAAGUACUGUCACGACUGCGUCACGUUCUUUUGCUUCACAUGCGAGAAGCACGUGCACAACAUGCUGGCCAUUAGCUCUCGCCACAAGAUGGUGGAGCGGAAGGACAUGCCGUCAAUGGCGCGUACAGCCUCCAUCCCGAUCACGCGCUGCGAGAGACACACCGCCGAGCUGCUCAACAUGUUUUGUGCCGACCACGACGAGAUUUGCUGCUUUCUCUGUAAACUCGACCGCCAUAGCGACUGCAAUGAUAUUCAGCACCUUCCGAUCGUGGCCAAGGGAAUUAAGCUGAGCCCGGAGUACCGCGACACAAUGGCCGCCAUCCAGGAGGCGGCCGGAAGCGCGGACCAAGUAAUCAGAGAGUGUCAGCAGCUCGAGGCGCAUGUGGUCAAGGAUGCGAAGAGCAUUGCGGAAAUCAUUGAUGAAUGUUGCGAAACACUGAUUGGCCUCAUCAACGAUUUGAAAAAUGAAGCGAAAACGGAGUUGGCAAAAAGGAAAGAUAGUGUCAUGGAAAGUAUAUCUGCUCAAAUCACCGACUACAGCAAACACAAGGCAUCCCUUGACGCGACUAUUGCUGCUAUUAAGACAUUUGAGGAGGCGUUCAAUGAGUGCCAACUGUUCACUGACCUUAAACAAGGACAAAAAGUCGCAGCGGCGGUUCAGAAAAUAGUGAGUGAACGGGAAACCAUCGCCAAAUAUCAAACUCUUGAAUUCACUUUAUCCGACGAAAUCCAAAGGCUUUUGAGGAACUGUCCUUCGCUUGGUAAAUUUGGAUUGCAUAUUAAAGAUCACGACGACAAACACGUGUGUAACGUGACAGACAUAUGCCAAUUAACAAAUGGAGAAUUCCUGCUAACCGAUACAAGCAAUAAGAAGGUCAAACAUCUUGACGCCAAGUAUCAAAUACGGAACUCUAUUCAGUUCGCCAGCAAGCCACUGGCUGCUUGUGAAGUUGACGCCAGCCAGGCAGCCAUUCUUUUGCAGGAAGGUCGCCAAUCCAAAGUACAGUUUAUAGACACGAAAUCCUCAUUAGCCUGCCUGAAGUCCUUCCCAAUAGGCCUGAACUACACGUGUUCUGGCUUGACGUUCACAGCGGGCGAGCUGUACGUGACCUGCACGGACCACCGCCUCAGGGUGUUCAGUCUUGAUGGUAAGCUCCAGUGGACCCUGCAGAACGACGGUCAUGGGCGCCCGAUGUUCAAAGAGCCGAGGAACAUUUUGCACAACGCAGAACAUCAGGUCAUCCACGUGUGUGACGAUCACAUUGGCGUGGUGACGCUAGAUCUAGAAGGGUUUGUAGUAAAUACCGCCAAGCUGCAGAAGUCGCUGAAAUGCCCGCGCGGACUGAGCACUGACCUGCAGGGAGGUGUGUUUGUGUGCAGCCUGGAGACAGACGCCGUGCUAAGGCUGGGUCCAGAGAACGGAAGUCAGGCGCGCGUGCUCCUCAGGCACAUUGACGGCAUCCAGAAACCCUGCGCCGUCUGCUAUGACAAAAACAGGAAGAAGCUUCUAGUGGUCAACCAAAAGUCAGACACGAUCAAUGUGUUUUCUGUGCAUUGA
Messenger RNA from Dreissena polymorpha, 1641 nucleotides. RefSeq lists its product as uncharacterized. The record is from RefSeq and is a predicted model, not a curated record. The transcript has 2 exons. The coding region runs from base 1 to 1641 and encodes 546 amino acids. Gene Ontology annotation, molecular function: zinc ion binding. NCBI's taxonomy places the organism in Eukaryota, Metazoa, Mollusca, Bivalvia, Myida, Dreissenidae.